AUGCGUCUGCUGAUUCUCAACCUUUUCUUCGUCGUCUGGAUCUGGCCGGCGCCGGUCAAUGGAGAAAGUACGGCGGUUGUGUCGACGACGACGACGACGACGACGACGGCGCCGCUCAAGUUUGUUUUUCUUUUCACAAAAAAAAACUUGCCAGAAACUCGGAACGAUCUAUUGCAUUUGCAUUUGUUGUAGACCAGCCACAUACAUGCUCGUCGCGCCCGCAGUGGUCCGGCCCGAUCAGCCCUACUCGGUUUGCAUGAAUCUGCUGAGGCCGCCGACGGACGAGGAGAUGAUCGUGCGGAUUGAAGUGCGCACCGAGCAGAAUGAGACGAUCGCGGCGAGAGUGAUGAGCAAUCUCAAGCCGGGUGUCGCUCAGACUGUCAGUUUGAGCGAGAUGCCCGCACAGUCGCUCACCAGUGGACAGUCUUAUAAAGUGAGAAUUCGAUGUGAACUCUUCUUAUUCGGUAUCCUUACAGCUCUACAUUCGUGGUGAGACUCUCAACUCGGAGACGCUUUUUGAAAAUGAAAAAGAGCUGAAAUUCGAUCAGAAGGCUCUGUCCGUGUUCAUCCAGACCGAUCGGGCCAUUUACCGUCCCGCUUCUCUGGUCCGCUACCGAGCAAUCGUGGUGAAAUCCGAUCUGAAGCCGUACGUCGGCAACGCCACCAUCAAGAUCUAUGACCCCAGCAGAAAUCUCAUUUCUCAAACGAUCGACGUGCCUUUGGAUCGAGGUAACUUGUUCGAAAAUACAUAUACUUGAAAAACCUUGAUCAAUUUUAGGUGUCCACAGUGGGGAGCUUCAACUGGCCGAAGAGACUCUUCUCGGAGACUGGAGCAUUGAAGUGGAGGCGUCGAAUGGAAUGACGGACAAAUCUUCGUUUACUGUCGACACUUAUGUGCUGCCAAAGUUCGAGGUCAACAUAAAAACGUCCUCGUUCAUCACCAUCAACGACGAUUUGUCGGUCUUUGUGGAUGCGAAGUGAGUGGAAAAAACUUUGAAGGCGUACUGUAGAGCCUGGUAAUUUCGGAUUCACCUUAAAAGCAGUCCACAGAAACGAAUCAAUAUUCUUAUCAGGUACACCUACGGUAAGGGUGUUGCCGGAAAGGCGAAGGUCUCCCUGGAGCUUCCGUGGCAUCGUUGGCAUGCGAUUCCGCAAGUCGUCGACGAGAACGGAAUUCAGAAGGAGGAGGAGCUGAUGGUGGAGAGAACGGUUAAACUGAACAGGCAAGGAGAGGCGGCUGUGGUUUUCUCGAACGAUGAGCUCAAGAGACACAAGUUGUUGCACGUAAGCGCCUUCGUUUUGUGCACUUUCACAAGCUCCGACGUCUUCUAGGAAUGGGGAGGUGGUUCUAUUCGAAUUGUGGCCUCGGUCACUGAAGAUAUCACCGAGAUCGAGCGCAAUGCCACGCAUCAAAUCUCGACUUUCCGUGAAGAGGUUAAGUUGGAUGUGGAAAAGCAGGGAGACACGUUCAAGCCAGGAUUGACCUACAAUGUCGUCGUGGCUUUGAAGCAGAUGGACGACACUCCGGUCAAGGCGACUCUCCCCAAACGGGUCCAGGUCUCAACUUUCUACAACUAUCCGUACAACCAUGACACUUCCUCGCUGCAAGAAGAAAAAGAGACCAAGAUCGUGGAGGUGGACGCUCAUGGAACCAGUGUGCUGACUCUCCAGCCACCGAUCAAUUGUACCAGCGCCAGAAUCGAGGCGCACUAUGACAUUGGCGGAAAGGACAACUUUACCGCCACUCCCAUCUACUCUUCGCUGUACGUCGAGGCGGCGGUGAGCCCGACGAAGAGCUUUCUGCAGCUACUCGCCGAUAACGAAGGAGCGGUGGACGUGGGAAAGAGCCUGAGCUUCUCGCUGAAGGCCACGCAGCCGCUGUCCACGAUUACGUAUCAGGUAAGCGGAACUAAUUAGGGCAGUAGAACCGUUGAAGUGGAACUUUGUAGGUCAUGUCUCGCUCGAACAUUGUGGUUUCCCAGCAGAUGGCCGUCAACUCGGAGCACGCCACAAUUAGCUUCCAAGCCACUGCGAACGUGAGUAGCAAAGGGACUUGCCUACGAGAACUCUCUUUUCAUUUGUCUCCAGAUGGCACCAAAAUCACGUCUCAUCGUGUACGCAAUCAUCGAGAACAGCCAAGAAGUGCUUGUGGACGCCCUUGACUUCAAAGUCGAGGGUAUUUUCCAGAAUCAAGUGGCAUUGUCGAUUGACAAGCAAGCCGUCGAACCGGGACAGAACGUAAAGUUCAAGGUGACGUCCGACAAGAAUUCGUUCGUCGGACUGCUUGUCGUCGACCAGAGCGUGCUGCUUCUGAAAACCGGAAAUGAUAUAACGCGCGAGAAAGUGGAAGCUGAUCUCGAGAACUAUGACUCGAACAAUGUGGAAUAUGGAGGAGGUGGAGGAGGACGGCGGUCGUGGGAGGCCAUCGACAGAAAAAAGAGGUCCAUCUGGAGACCGUGGUGGGGAAUCGGAGGAAGCGACGCUCAGUCCAUCUUUACUGUGAGUCAUUGGAUCCGUUUCGAGUGCCACACGUAGUUUUCAGAACGCGGGGCUCGUCGUGCUGACAGACGCGCUGCUCUACCGCGAGCCGCAACGUGAGUUCUUCCCAGGUACGUUCAUGAGGCGUCCAAAAGGUGUGCACCUUUAGAUAAGAGGUUUCAUACUCCUGGUGCACUUGUAGUUAUGAUGAUGGACGGAUCGCCGAUGAUGGCCGAAGCCGCGUUCGCGCCGGCCGGAAGAGAAGCCGCGUCGCCGACUGUCAGAAAGUUCUUCCCGCACACGUGGAUAUGGUCGGAUUUGAACUCGACGAGGUAGGAUCGGUGGUUUUUCGCAUUCACACGGACGGAUCCUUGCCUGUUUUCAGCGGAGAAGUGGAACUGGAAGUGCAAGCCCCCGACACCAUCACCUCUUGGGUCGCCUCCACGUUCGCAAUCAACGAGGAAAACGGCCUUGGCGUGAGCCCAACCACCUCGAAACUCCGCGUUUUCCGUCCAUUCUUCAUCCAACUCAACCUUCCGUACGCAGUCCGUCGCGGCGAAAAGUUCGCCCUUCUCGUCCUGGUCUUCAAUUACAUGGAGAAAGAGCAGGAUGUCACCGUCACCCUGAAAUACGAUCAGGAUUCCGGAUAUGACCUUCUGAAGAAGGACGGAACCGUUGUGAAGCGAGACGAAGUGGGUCAGCAGAAUGUGCGAGUGGUCUCGGUGGCCGGAGGAGGCACCUCCAAGGCUGUCUACUUCCCGAUCGUUCCAUCAGCAUUAGGAGAAGUUCCGGUGCACGUGAGUGCCAUUGCCAGUCAGGGAGGAGACGCCGUCGAGAUGGAUUUGAGGGUGGAGCCGCAAGGAUAUCGCGUCGACAGAAACAUUCCGUUCGUAGUCGACCUCAACAACUCCACCGAGUUCACCAAGAGCCUCGAGCUCAUCUGGCCGAACGACGUCGUCGAUGGAUCACAGAAAGCGCGGCUGGAUGUGAUUGGAGAUAUGAUGGGUCCGGUGCUCAAUAAUGCUCACAAACUUGUGCAGAUGCCGUACGGAUGUGGAGAACAGAAUAUGUUGAAUCUGGUGCCGAACAUCCUCGUCGUCAAGUAUCUCCGUGCUACGAACCGGAAUGAGAGUAAGCUGGAAGCCAAGGCCAUUAAAUACAUCGAAGAGGGAAUCCAGCGCGAGUUGACGUACAAGCGAAGCGACAACUCGUUCAGUGCGUUCGGAGACAGCGACAAGGCCGGAUCCACGUGGCUCACCGCAUUUGUCGUUCGCUCCUUCCACCACGCGAAACAGUACGCAUUCGUCGACCCGAAUGUAAUCUCCCGGGCGGUCGCCUUCCUCAACUCUCAGCAAAUGGAAUCGGGAGCGUUCGCCGAGCGCGGAGAAGUGCACCACAAGGACAUGCAGGGCGGUGCGCAGGACGGAGGAGUCGCUCUCACCGCCUUUGUGCUCAUUUCGAUUCUGGAGAACGGGAUGGAGAAUCAGAAGGCCGUCGCGUACCUUGAAAAGCAUUUGGAUGAAGUCGCUGGGAACGCGUACACAAUGGCCGUGGUGACGUACGCUUUGCAGCUCGCCAAGAGCAAGAGCGCCGGAAAAGCAUUUGAAAGUCUCAAGAAGCACAAGAUUUUGGAGAAGGGCGGAGAUGUCCGGUUCGCGAGUGUUCACAAAACCGAAAAGCCGAAAGACUCCUCGGCGUAUCUCUUCCAGGCGAGACCCGUGGAUAUUGAGACCACUUCCUACUCGCUGCUGUCCUAUCUCGCUCAGAAUCAAACGUCGGAGGCGGUGCCGAUCAUUCGGUGGCUGGUAUCGCAGCGCAAUGAACUCGGAGGAUUCACCUCCACGCAGGACACUGUCAUGGCUCUUCAGGCGCUCUCCGCCUACGCCGCCGCCACCUACUCGGACAGUCAAGCGAGUCAACUGACGAUUGUGAACGGAAAACACUCGCACACUUUCGAGAUCAAUCCGAAGAACUCGAUCGUCCUGCAGUCUUAUCAACUUUCCGCUCUUAACGACGCAGUUUCAAUCAAUGCCACCGGAAACGGAGUCGUCUUCGCACAGCUUUCCUAUUCUUACUAUAGAGACUCGCUGAACGACGACGCUCCGUUCUUCUGCUCGCAGGAAAUUAAGGAAAUGAGAGCUGGAAACAGACUUCAGCUCGAUUUGUGCUGCAAGUGAGUACACACAGCUUACACGGACGGUUCAGUUCGCAAAUACGCUUUUCAGCUACACCCGCGCCGGAAAGUCGAACAUGGUGCUUGCCGAGAUCGACGCGUUGAGUGGCUAUCGGUUCGAUGCGGAACAAGUGCACACUCUGACGAGUAUCGAGGACUUGCAAAGGGUCGAAAUUGAGAAGGAUGAUACGAAGAUGAACGUCUACUUUAAUCCGGUGAGGCUUUUUCGAAAUUGAAAACAAAUAAACGGAACAAAUAAGCCCCUUCCAAUAAAAAAUUCCCUUGGCGCAAUUCACGUGCGCUAAGCAAGGCGCGAAACGCGUAAUUCCGGAGCGUCUUUUCAGAGUUUCUCAUUUCAAUUUUCACUUUUUCCGCAUUAUCCCUAUCUUUUCAGCACCAAUCAGUGUCAAAACUUAUGAUAAUGAUUAGAAAUGAAUAAAAAAUGAAAUGUUAACUGCUUCGUCAUCAAUUUCGAAAGGUUUGUAUGAAAAUUACAGAAUUUUUUUCCUUUUGGAAUCGAAAAUUUGCCUCAAUUAUCUCAAUUCUGUAUAUUUUUCGACGGUUCGACGGAAUCGAUGCUUUUAACUCAGACAAUCGCCCUAGGGCUCGCAAAGAACAAAAUUUGAGUGUGUAUUAAGAGAAAAACGAAAGAAUUCUGGUUUUCAAUUGAAAAAAGAAACUCCGAGUCGACGGUGGAUGCAAGCGCGCCCCAUUGACAACUCGCUUGCGCAUUGGAAUGCUGGGGUUCCGUGCAAUCAUUGAGGAGUCUGAGGGCAAACUCAUUUUGUGACAUUGCUAGACAUUGCUAGAACUACGGCCAAUUUUCAAGAUAGAUCCUUCAAGCCUAGGCUGAUAACUGUGUCGAGUAAGGGUUUGAAGCGGUCAAAAGUUCCAAUGAUAGUCAAUUUUGUCAAAACUCCAAGAAAGCUCUCUCCAUGUUCAACCCAAUGGGGUAUUUGUGUGGAAACUAUGCGAAAUUACAAAGCCAUUCAAAAUUCCCUUUAUUUGCAGCUCGGCGGAAAGCCCGUCUGCCUGUCGCUGUAUUCCGACGUCACCUACCAAGUGGCCGAUCAGAAGCCCGCAAACUUCCGUCUCCUCGACUACUACGACCCGGAGGAGCAGCUCAAGAUGACGUAUUCGGCAAAGCAGACGCGUUCUCUGCAGGAAAAGUGCGGCGACGACUGCUGGCCGACGGCCUCGCCCUCCCUGCCGCCGUCGGAUUCGACGGCCGUCUCAGGCACGUUGCCGAGUGCCACGUGGCGUGUCAUUCUACUUGUUGCAGUGCUCUUUCUAGUCGCAUGAGCGUGUUUCUUUUGAAAACUACACACAUAACUUAUUCCGAUUAUAACUAACCAGGUUUUCUAUUAAUUGUUUCCUUCCGCUUCACUUCCCACUUCGAUACGGUUACUUGCUCCCUGCUGCUCUUUUCCAUUCACUUACCUUUCGCUUCUUUUCCAAUUCUCCCCGACAUUUCAGAUAUUUCUUGA
This is a messenger RNA of Caenorhabditis sp. 36 PRJEB53466, 6138 nucleotides long. The record is from the annotation of a GenBank genome assembly. NCBI's taxonomy places the organism in Eukaryota, Metazoa, Nematoda, Chromadorea, Rhabditida, Rhabditidae.